UCAAUCCUCAAAAAGAAAAAAAUCUCAAAAAAAAAAGAAAAAAGAAAAACCCUAACCGGCAUUGCCCUGUCGCCAGUCCCCUCCCGUCGUCGGUCGUCCCAAUGCUGUCCGCCGGCCGCCGCCGUCUCUGCCUCUUCCCCUUCCCCUUCCCUCUCCGCCACUUCACUGCGGCCGUUUCCACCACCACCACCACCACCUCCGACGCUGCCGCUGCCGACCCCACUGUGUUCUACCUCGAAUCCACCUGCGCGCUCUCCCCCGCCGCCGCCGCCCGCGCUGCGGACUCCAUCCGCCUCGCCUCCCUGGAGUCCACCGCGCAGGCCGACGCCGUCCUCGACCUCCUCCGCCGGUAUGGCUUCACCGACGCCGAGAUAUCCACCACCGUCCGCAAGUUCCCCAUCGUCCUGGUCUCCGACCCCGUCAAGACACUCCAGCCCAAGCUCGACUUCCUCGCCUCCGUCGGCAUCAACGCGCCGCUCCUCCCCAGGCUCGUCUCCCUCAGCCCCGUUGUCCUCCACCGGAGCAUCCAGGACCACCUCGCCCCGCUCUUCGAAUCUCUCCGCGAGCUCCUCGGCUCCAAUGCCCGCGUCGUCACCGCGCUCCGCCAGAUGCCGUUCGUUGUCCGCUGCAGCCCCAACAGUACCCUCAACCUCGUGCUCCCCGCACUAAGAGAUGUCCACGGCUUGCCCCCGGAGGACGUCUCCAAGCUCGUCGCCGUCCACCCUGGCGUCAUCAUGCAGGGCCCCCACCGCUUGGCCGAGAUCGUCCGGGCCGUCAAGGACGUCGGCAUGGAACCCGGUGAGCCCAUGUUCGUCAACACAUUUGCCAUCAUUUCCAAGAUGAAGACCCCCACACUGGAGAGGAAGUAUGCACUCUACCAGAGCCUUGGCUUCGAGAAGGACAAUGUUGCCUUAAUGUUGCGGCGGUGCCCACUCAUGAUGGCUAUCUCAGAGAAGAAGAUGAAGGAAAAUGUCGGAUUCUUGGUCGGAAAGGCGGGUCUGAGCCUGGAAGAUAUCGUGGCCAAUCCGAGCAUGCUGGUGCGGAGCUUGGAGAGCCAUCGCAGGAGGUGUGCGGUGCUCACACUGCUGAGGAAGGAAGGGAAGCCAGAGGGGAAUCAUCAGCUGCGCAAGGUCCUCGUGGCUAAAAUGAAACGGUUCUUGCAGGUGUAUGUGCAGCCACACCAAAACGAGAUCCCUGAUGUCGUCCGGGCUCUCAACGGAGAGAUCCCUUUCGAGGGCUUCAGUGUGUUGGAAUAGCCACAGCCGCCCAGGAAGAUGAGCCUUUGAUGUCAUCGGCCUAUGCAAUUCUUGGUGGGAUCUGCUUAGGCAGUUUUCUGAAGAUUAUGUUGCUUGGCCAAUGUUUGUUCUUGGUAGGAUUUGCUUAGGCAGCUUUCUCAAUAUUGGUGUUGCUCUUGCAACAAGACUGCCAAGGAGUAUGGUUAUGCAAGAACAGAUUUUGAGCUACUGGGUGGUCAUCAAAGCUUGUAGUGUAAUAAAACAUUAACUGGAAGCUAACUUGUUGAGCAAUGAUCAUUGGUAAUUCUAAUUUCAGGCCUCAGAAUGUGUAACAUGAAUUGAACAUGGAUGUUCCUCAUUAAUGAACAGUCAUUUGGAUGCGGUGAGGCCAUAACAUUUUACUCUUUUAUUUUUUGACAUAUUUGCACAACACUCAUUGAAAUCUUGUUCUUGCCUGGCUGAAUUUGAUCUCGAGUGGUUGAUGUGGAACAUGAGGAUGAAAUCAAAGGGAGUCCACAUUUUCAGCCUGCCAAAGACAACCCAUUUGUAAGAACAUGGUAAAUUUUGUGUAAUUCUGUCUCUAUUUUUAUAUGGUACACCCUUCUGUUCAUAAAUAUAAGACGUUUUGGCAGUCUAAAUUGAACUGCCAAAACGUCUUAUCUUUAUAAACAGAGGUAGUACGUCUGAAGACAGCACCCUGUAAGAAUACCAAAGUUGGUAUCCAGCAAAUAGUGUAGUACUCCCUCCGUUCCUAAAUAUAGGUCUUUGGAGAGAUUCCACUAUGAACCACAUACGGAUGUAUGUAGAUGCAUUUUGGAGUGUAGAUUCACUCAUUUUGCUACGUAUGUAGUCCAUAGUAAAAUCUCUACAAAGACUUAUAUUUAGGAACGGAGGGAGUACAUGUUUGUCUGCUUCUGCAUUACUGCAUGCAGUCGAGCAAUUUUGUUUCUUGACCGGUAACAAAGUACGAAAAGAUCCUAGUGUGUGUAUAGUUGAGCAAAUACAGGAAAAGAAGAAGGUAAACUAGUGAAGAUUGACCUGGUUCAGCCAAGAGGAAGAACCAAGAGCUUAGAAUGGUUGGCAGUAGACGCCUGCACUAAACUGGAAUUUGCCUUAUUAAUGCCUUAUCAAUGCCCAGUUGUGCCAUCUCUCCUGAAUGAGCUUCCAGAACUUACCUUGAAUCAAAUUUAACCGGAUACCUGUGAUGUUAGAUAACAGUCGAAUAGGCAAACUAGAUACCAGAAUUGGCAGUCGGUUCAGGCCCCAUGCUCAAAUUCAUGUUAGUGCGGUGGAGAAACGAGGCUUCCUCUUGUGGUGGAAUGGGAAACCUCCACCACCUGGGCGACUGGUGGUCGGUGGAGCUUGUUCAGGAGGAACGGUGGCAUGAGAUGGAAGGCCGUGGCCCUGUGCUUGUGGAAUGUGGACGCAGGCGCGUAUUGGCACCAGGAUCAGGACUUGGAUUAUUGCUGAUAUGGAAGGAAGGAAAAAACUGAGGGAAAUCUGUAACACCUUUUUGACACUAGCGUCGACGCUCGAGAUGCUGAGGCAAGUUUUUGUGAAGCAGCUAGCGAGCCCAAGGGAACAGAACAAACGGAUAUAAUAAGAGGUAAACGGCUGAUAUGUUCUCCAGAAAACCAACUUGUUUACUGGGUCGUCCACUGAACCGAGGCGCGAGGAAUCAUUCUCUGCGCCUCCAGCUAAUGGCAAGCGGAUCAUCUAACUGCACACAAGAGGCCUUGCGCGUCAGGAAGUUCGGAGUAUACAUCUAGAGCUUUUAGCAUGUCGAAUUCCUCCAAGUGGUUGCUCUGCGUUUCAUUUGAAAUGAGAAUUGAAAGGGCCCUGGUCCUGGAGGCUUUUGAUCUGAGAAAUGGAAUUCUUCCAAGUUC
Triticum aestivum (bread wheat) is the source of this 3121-nucleotide messenger RNA. RefSeq lists its product as uncharacterized. Gene Ontology annotation, molecular function: double-stranded DNA binding. NCBI's taxonomy places the organism in Eukaryota, Viridiplantae, Streptophyta, Magnoliopsida, Poales, Poaceae. The transcript has 2 exons. Bases 102 to 1256 code for a protein of 384 amino acids. The record is from RefSeq and is a predicted model, not a curated record. Gene Ontology annotation, biological process: regulation of DNA-templated transcription.